Sorex fumeus (smoky shrew) is the source of this 1409-nucleotide messenger RNA. It is a transcript of the gene HIBCH, whose product is annotated as 3-hydroxyisobutyryl-CoA hydrolase. Gene Ontology annotation, cellular component: mitochondrion. Lineage: Eukaryota; Metazoa; Chordata; Mammalia; Eulipotyphla; Soricidae. The record is from RefSeq and is a predicted model, not a curated record. Bases 54 to 1214 code for a protein of 386 amino acids. Gene Ontology annotation, biological process: L-valine catabolic process. The transcript has 14 exons. Gene Ontology annotation, molecular function: 3-hydroxyisobutyryl-CoA hydrolase activity.
GAAACCAAUGGGAUUCGCCGCCCGGCCAAUGUCGCCUCGCGAGUGUUUUGGCGAUGGGGUUGCAGGCGGUGUGCAGGCUCAUGUCGAGGUUUAAUUCUGCCAGAAGGACUGAUAUCAUACUGCAACAUUUGAGAAUGACCAAGCACACAGAUGCAGCAGCAGAAGUGCUACUGGAAAAAAGAGGCUGUGCUGGAGUGAUCACACUGAACAGACCAAAAUUCCUGAAUGCUCUUAAUCUUAAUAUGAUCCGGCAGAUUUAUCCACAGCUAAAGAAAUGGGAACAAGAUCCUGAAACGUUCCUGAUCAUUAUAAAGGGAACCGGAGAAAAAGCUUUCUGUGCUGGAGGUGAUAUUAGAGCUGUCUCAGAAGCCGGAAAGGCAAAACAGCAAUUAGCUAAAGACUUUUUCAGAGAAGAGUAUAUACUGAACAAUGCAAUUGAUUCUUGCAAGAAACCAUAUGUUGCAUUUAUUCAUGGAAUUACAAUGGGUGGGGGAGUUGGCCUCUCAGUUCAUGGGCAAUUCCGAGUGGCUACUGAAAAGUCUCUUUUUGCAAUGCCAGAAACAGCAAUAGGAUUAUUCCCUGAUGUGGGUGGAGGUUAUUUCUUGCCACGGCUUCAAGGAAAACUUGGCUACUUCCUUGCCUUAACGGGAUUCAGGCUAAAAGGAAGAGAUGUCUUAAAAGCAGGAAUCGCUACACACUUUGUAGAUUUUGAAAAGCUGGGUAUGUUAGAGGAAGAUUUGUUAGCCCUGAAAUCUCCUUCUAAAGAAAAUAUUGCGGGUAUCUUAGAAACAUACCAUAAGAAGUCCAAAAUUGAUCAAGACAAGCCUUUUAUACUUGAAGAACACAUGGACAAAAUAAACAGUUGUUUUUCAGCCAAUACUGUGGAACAAGUUAUUGAAAACUUACGAAAAGAUGGUUCGCCUUUUGCCCUAGAGCAGUUGAAGGUAAUUAAUAAAAUGUCUCCAACAUCACUAAAGAUCACACUGAGGCAACUCACAGAGGGGUCUUCGAAGACUUUGCAAGAAGUAUUAACGAUGGAAUAUCGGCUGAGUCAAGCUUGUAUGGGAGGCCAUGACUUUCAUGAAGGGGUUAGAGCAGUGUUAAUAGAUAAAGACCAAAGUCCGAAGUGGAAACCAGCUGAUCUAAAAGAAGUUACUGAUGAAGACUUGAAAGAUCUUUUUAAAUCUCUGGGAAGUAAUGAUUUAAAAUUUUGAGGUGACUCUAUUUUUAAGGUAUUUUGGAGGAGAAUUUGGCAAAUUCUGGCCCAUGUGUUGAAUUUGGAGUUACUUUUUUUUCAGUGUUUGGGGAAAGAAAUCAGACUAAUCAAAGACUAAUGUUUCAUGAUGUAAGAAUUAUAUGAAAUUCACAUAUCAAUGUCCAUAAAUAAAGCUUUAUUGGCUUAUACUGUA